AUGCUUAAUAUUUGCUCAUUUUGGGAGAUUAAUCCCUUAACUAAUAGAGUUAGAGUCCGCGCGCCGAAAACCAAAGCUGAGCCGUAUCCAGAUUAUGACUCCGAGGAGGAGGAAACAGCCCGCCUGGUUGCAGGAUUAUGCAACAGGAGCAUUCCUUACAGCAAAGAUGGACGAACGAGACAGGCAAGAGGAAGAGCGACAGAAGGAGAUGAGAGCGGCAGCGAAAGCGGCAGUGUCAUUAGCGGCGAAGGGGCGGAGGAUGAAGAAGCCUCGUAUGAGCGCAAACGCACAUCAACAAAACGUAAACGUAAAUUCAACGACGCCUUCAACGAUGAGCAAGAGUAUAGAAACGAUUCCGACUACGAUGAAGAACAACAUGGCGACAAGCGCAGACGGAAAACAGGGCGGCUCCGCGCUGAGCACGAGCGGCAUUCUCGAUCGAUGGACAAAGAGCAUUUCAAGCAAGGUAAAUCAAGCUCGUGGAAAAACGCUGGAAAAAUUGCGGGACGAAAACGUAAACGAUCCCCCACCGACGGCUUUACUAUCACCAGCGAUGAUUAUAGAAGAUUCCGGCGUUCAGUUUAUGACAACUCUAAUAGGCGCAAGGAAUCCCGUAACAGGCGAGCUGAAAGUCCCUCAAGAGUUGAUAGUGACCAAUUAUCCGAGAAUGCCACCGCCCACGACUCCGAAGAUGAUUAUGACAAACAAGAAUCCAUCUCUCGCACACAAGAUUCAAGAGCUGCCAGACGAUACUCGCGAGAGCGAUCAGUUAUUGUCGAGAAUCCGGCGCACAAAUUUAAACGAAGACGGACCGGAGAUUGGGAGUCGCCCGCUGGACGUGUCACUACCGUUAGAAAGGCCGCUUCCAAGUCUGCCCAAUCCAAAUUCUCUGGCAAGCGGGGUCGACCUAAAAACAUUUCAAGAGCCUCAACUCCAGAGAACGUCAAGAGCGUUCACGACGAACCCGACAGCGACGACGCAGUCCUCGAUUCCGCAAGCAACUUUUGGUCCCGAUAA
This is a messenger RNA of Oikopleura dioica, 1017 nucleotides long. Lineage: Eukaryota; Metazoa; Chordata; Appendicularia; Copelata; Oikopleuridae. The record is from the annotation of a GenBank genome assembly.